Messenger RNA from Arachis stenosperma, 1765 nucleotides. RefSeq lists its product as uncharacterized. Gene Ontology annotation, cellular component: membrane. The record is from RefSeq and is a predicted model, not a curated record. Gene Ontology annotation, biological process: glucosylceramide biosynthetic process. Lineage: Eukaryota; Viridiplantae; Streptophyta; Magnoliopsida; Fabales; Fabaceae. The transcript has 14 exons. Bases 1 to 1563 code for a protein of 520 amino acids. Gene Ontology annotation, molecular function: ceramide glucosyltransferase activity.
AUGACUUUAUUAGAGUAUUUCGAUUUGUUUCUCUUCUCUGCCUGUAGAUACCUCUCCUAUCCUUUCGCCAUUUACGUUCAUUAUCAGGGAUGUUUAAUUUCCUUAGUUCUUGCUAUUGGAUGGGCCCUUGCUGCUCAUAUCAGGAACAAAGAGAGAAAAAGAAUAAAGAGAAGUAUGGAUAAGGGUAAUAGUUUUGCUUUCCUUUGUCAUGAUAUCAAUCAACUUGAGCAUUCCAAUCAGGUUAAUCUGCCAAGAGUGACAGUAAUUAUGCCCUUAAAAGGGUUUGGAGAGCACAAUCUCCACAACUGGAGGAGUCAGUUAACAUCACUUUAUGGUGGCCCUCUAGAAUUUCUGUUAGUGGUAGAAAGUAGAGACGACCCUGCUUACAAUGCUGUAUCAGAACUGAUAUCGGAAUUUGGGAGUGCUAUUGAUGCUAAGGUUAUUGUAGCUGGUUUGUCAACAACUUGUAGUCAAAAGAUUCAUAAUCAGUUGGUUGGAGUGGAGAAAAUGCACAAGGACAGCAAGUAUGUAUUGUUCUUGGAUGAUGAUGUUAGGCUUCAUCCUGGAACUAUUGGAAGCCUAACUUAUGAAAUGGAAAAGAAUCCUGAGAUAUUUAUUCAAACCGGAUACCCUCUUGAUUUACCAUCUGGAAGUUUAGGAAGUUACUGCAUCUAUGAAUACCAUAUGCCUUGUUCAAUGGGAUUUGCCACAGGUGGAAAAACAUUCUUUCUUUGGGGAGGAUGCAUGAUGAUGCAUGCUGUGGACUUUAGGAAAGACAAUUAUGGCGUAGUCUCCAGUCUUCGAUACGGUGGAUAUUCUGAUGACAUGACUCUUUCGGCCGUAGCUGGGGCUCACAAGAAGCUAGUUUCUUCUCCCCCAGUUGCUGUCUUUCCUCAUCCCCUUGCAACUGAUCUUAAUUUUGCAAGGUAUUGGAACUAUUUGAGAAAACAAACAUUUGUUUUGGAGUCAUACACGUUCAAAGUGAAUCAGAUAAUGAACCGUGCAUUAUUUGUUGUGCACUGCUAUUUGUCAUGGGGAUUUGUAGCACCAUUUUUUAUGGCAGUGGUUCAUGUUGUGGCAGCACUUAGACUUUACAUGAAUGGCCAAUCAAUUGAAGAAAAUACCUAUGUUUAUGGGGGAGUAAGAUUGGUGGGCUUGCUGGCAGGAUGCACUCUUCUUGCCCUUUUUUCAAUGUGGAACUUGACAAGGAUAGAAGUUAGACUUUGCAAUAUAUUGUCCCCAGAAGCACCCCCACUUCAUCUAGGUUCCUAUAACUGGUGUCUUGUGUUCCUAGCAAUGUUGGUAGGUAACUUCCUAUACACUAUUUGCGCCAUUCGCUCUCACUUCUCUCAAUCUAUCAAUUGGUCUGGCAUCAGAUACUAUUUGAAAGAUGGUAAAGUCAGCAGGAUUGAGAGAACUCAAGGAACACAGGAUAUGCACCCAGUUUUCACAGACUUGGCAAGAAAAUACUUGUAUGGCAAGAAAGAGUUGGCUUAUAAAGGCUCACAUGCCAAUAAUCAUAAUAAGGGAAAGAAGAGGCGCCAAACAAAGAAAUAUCACUAACUAUUUAUAUAUAUAGAACUAUGCUUCAUGCAGCAUGCAAGUCACUGUCUAGGUAGCUAUACUAAUACUAUAGUGUGUCUCUGCCCCAGUUUUUUGAGGCAUGAUGGGGCAGAUUGAUCUUGAAAACAAGAGAUUUUUGGUAGAUCAAUAUUGUUAUUAUUUAUUUUAGUUAUUCAUCAUUGUUUAGAAUCCUUGUUACGAA